AUGGCCUGGCAGGUGAGCGUGUGCGAGCUGGAGGCGCGGCUGCAGUGCCCCAUCUGCCUGGAGGUCUUCACCGAGCCCCUGAUGCUGCAGUGCGGCCACUCCUACUGCACCGCCUGCCUGCUGUCCCUGUCCUGCCACGCCGGCCCCGAGCUGCGCUGCCCCGUGUGCCGGGAGCUGGUGGACAGCGACAGCUGCCCGCCCAACAUCUCCCUGGCGCGGGUGAUCGAGACCCUGCGGCGGCCCCGCGACCCCGAGCCCAAGGUGUGCCCGCACCACUGGAACCCGCUCAGCCUCUUCUGCGAGAAGGACCAGGAGCUCAUCUGCGGCCUCUGCGGCCUGCUGGGCCCCCACCAGCAGCACCGCGUCACGCCCGUGUCCACCGCGUACAGCCGCAUGAAGGAGGAGCUGGCCGCACUCCUCUCACACCUGAAGCAGGAGCAGAAGGAGGUGGACGAGCUCAUUGCCAGGCUGGUGAACAACAGGACGCGGAUCGUGAACGAGUCGGAUGUGUUCGGCUGGGUCAUCCGGCGUGAGUUCCAGGAGCUGCACCACCUGGUGGACGAGGAGAAGGCGCGCUGCCUGGACAGCGUGGAGGGCCACACUCGCGGCCUGCUGGCCUCGCUGGACGUGCAGCUGGAGCAGGCUCGGGGGGCGCAGGAGCGGCUGGGCCAGGCCGAGCGGGUGCUGGAGCAGUUCAGUAACGAGAGCCACCAUGAGUUCAUCCGGAAGUAUCACUCCCUGACGUCCAGCGCAGAGCUCCUGCAGGCGCGGCCCCUGGAAGGCACCUUCAGCCCAGUAUCCUUCCGGCCCGGCCUCCACCAGGCCGACAUCAAGCUGACGGUGUGGAAACGCCUCUUCCGCAAGGUGCUGCCAGCCCCGGAGUCUCUCAAGCUGGACCCUGCGACCGCCCACCCCCUGCUGGAGCUGUCCAAGGGGAACACGGUGGUGCAGUGCGGGCUGCUGGCGCAGCGCGGGGCCGGCCCGCCCGAGCGCUUCGACUACAGCACGUGUGUCCUGGCCAGCCGGGGCUUCUCGUGCGGACGCCACUACUGGGAAGUGGUGGUGGGCAGCAAGAGCCACUGGCGCCUGGGGGUCAUCAAGGGCACGGCCAGCCGCAAGGGCAAGCUGUGCAAGUCCCCGGAGCAGGGCGUGUGGCUGCUGGGCCUGAAGGAGGGCCGGGGCUACGAGGCCUUCGGCUGCCCGCGGGUGCCACUGCCCGUCGCCGGCCACCCGCACCGCAUCGGCAUCUACCUGCACUACGAGCGCGGGGAACUCACCUUCUUCGACGCCGACCGGCCUGAUGACCUGCGGCCGCUCUACACCUUCCAAGCUGACUUCCAGGGCAAGCUCUACCCCAUCCUGGACACCUGCUGGCACGAGCGGGGCAGCAACUCCCUGCCCCUGGUGCUGCCCCCGCCCAGCGGGCCCGGUCGCCUGGCCCCCCCACAGCCCACCAAGGAGGUGGCCGCUGGCCAGUAA
Sorex araneus (European shrew) is the source of this 1479-nucleotide messenger RNA. RefSeq names its product tripartite motif containing 50 (gene TRIM50). Lineage: Eukaryota; Metazoa; Chordata; Mammalia; Eulipotyphla; Soricidae. The coding region runs from base 1 to 1479 and encodes 492 amino acids. Gene Ontology annotation, molecular function: protein binding; zinc ion binding. The transcript is spliced from 6 exons. The record is from RefSeq and is a predicted model, not a curated record.